GGAGAAACAGACAGCGACAGAAAGACACAAAGAAAGACAGAGGGAGAGAGACGGAGAGUGAGUCCACAAGAUCCCCAAAAACUUUUGACAGAAGUGUUUAAACUUGGCAGAGCACGGGCGAGAGACCAUAAUUAACUGGAGGGAGAGGGAGAGAGAGAGAGAGAGAGAGAGAGGAAGCUGAAGAGGAGAUGAUGGCGAUGACACACACUCCAGAGAGCCUCAAAUAUGCAGCAGCCCGCUUCUCCAUGACCGGCAGAAUGGUGGCAAUGUCUCCUGGAGAGGAUGGUCUGAUUGGAAUCCCAUUCCCUGAGCAUAGCAAUGAGCUGUUGUCCCGCCUCAACGCUCAGCGCCGUUCCGGCCUGCUCUGUGACCUCACGCUGACCUCCCGUGGUGCCCGCUACCCCACACACCGCGCUGUCAUGGCCGCCGUCAGCCUGUAUUUCCGGCGGCUGUUCGGGGCAGAGGAAGUGGGCGAGGCAGGUGAGGUAAGUGAGGGCUGCAGCGUUUGCCAACUGGACUGCGUAUCUCCAGAUGCUCUGGAUGCUCUGCUGGAGUUUGCUUAUACAGCGACAUUAACCAUUCGCUCAUCUGGCAUGCGUGAGGUCCUUGAAGGGGCACAGUUGCUCGGCAUACAGUGCGUGGCCGAUGCCUGCCGCCACAUCCUGGGCGAGGUGGGGGAGAGUGGUGAGCUCGGUGGGGAGUGUGGUGAACCAGGUGGAGGGGGUGAGUUGGGUGUGGCCAACAUGGAAAGAGCAAAUCACAUCGAGAGCAGCAAAAAGACACCAUCCCGCAGGAAACAAGACCGUCGCAACGUAGAGAAAGCAGCAUCACCUGUACGUCUGGCAUGGACCACACAAUCCAAGGUGGACAAGCCUAAAUAUGAAGCUCCAGCCAACCCUGCACACAAACUCCGCCCACCACAGAAUGGAGCCUCACAAAGCACUCAGCAAGUGGAGCUCAUGAAUGGAGGAGACCACUGGCCUCCACAGCCUUCUAAAGAGGAGGAGGACUUAAAACCUGACAGUCUCACACCCCCUCCAAACCACACCCCUGCUCAAGCUGAAACAGGAAUGGGCGGGUCAGUAGAAGGUGUAGCCAGAAAGAGGAAGUCGCAGGCGCCUCAACAGUGUCCCGUCUGCCAGAAGAUCAUCCAUGGAGCAGGAAAGCUUCCACGUCAUAUGCGGACACACACAGGCGAGAAACCAUUCCAGUGUAUGACCUGCGGCGUUCGCUUCACACGGAAUGAUAAACUGAAGAUCCACAUGCGGAAGCACACAGGUGAGCGGCCGUACUCCUGCCCCAGCUGCCCCGCUCGCUUCCUGCACUCCUAUGACCUGAAGAACCACCAGUCCCUGCACAGUGGGGCUCGGCCCUUUGAAUGCCCACUUUGCCACAAAGCCUUUGCCCGCGAGGACCAUCUGCAGCGUCAUCGCAAGGGCUUUGCCUGCCUCGAGCUUCGCCCACAUCUGGAGCUCCGCCCACGCCGUUCUCGGCACGCUGCCUCUCCACACUCUCCAGUGUCACCAGUGCCUUCAUCUCCAACAUCCUCAUCAUCCACUGCACCUCACUUCCUGUUCCGGCAGGAAGUAGACAAUCCGGGCGCUUCAUCACACGGGCCAGUGAUCCCUGGAAGCAUGGCACAUUCCAGAAUCCUUCAGUGGAGGCUGAUGCAAGAGAGAGGGGACACAGGAUGGAGGGAGGACGAGGAGGAGUCUUAGCCUGUGUGUGUGUGAGUGUGUGUGUGCGUGUGUGUGUGUGCGUGAGACUAUGCCGCUACUUAAAGACCAACUUAAUGUAAAAUAAAUAACCAGAAAUAUUAGCAAAAGGAAUCUGAAUCGGAGAAACGGGUUAUUUUUUUUUUUUCUUUUGUGUUGUUUUCAUAAAAUUCAGUCACUUUUGUGUGCAACACUGGAACGUCGGUGCUUUGAUCUCAUGCACAUUGUGUUUAAUCUUUAAUAACUCAAAUGUAUAAUAAGUGAUAGAUUUGUGUUAAUAUAUGCAGGGGAAUUAAAUGUAAAAUUAAAUAAUACUGUGAGUUUAGAGUUUGAAAGGUGUGUGUGUGUGUGUGUGUGUGUGUGUGUGUGUGUGUGUGUGUGUGUGUGUGUGUUUUACGGUGUUUCAACAGUACUUUUUUUAUUUUUAAGGACGCAAGUACCUUUCCAAGAUUCUGUUUAAACACUGUGAAUGGUGGUUUGUUUCUGAAACGCUGACACCUGCUGGCGGAGGACAAAACUGCGGUUCUUCACUUCAGAAUUGUAAACUCAUUACUGUUUAUAACACACCCUCGACUUCCCAAUCCCUUACAAUGAGAGGUGUCUAAACUUUUUCCAAUGAAAGGGCCUGAAAUCGUUUCUCUCAUUUAUGAUAUGAUUUCAAAAAAUAAAUAGAAAACAUAACACUGUCAUUUGCUUAACUAAUGCAGUUCUAUUUAUAAAGUUCAAGUACAGUAAACAUUGUACUACAGUGAGAAACAAUCAAAUGUAUAUUACUAUAGAGUUAUAUUUAAAGACAAUAUUUAAAACCAAGGACAUUAAAAAAGAAAUACACUUGAGAUUUUUAGUGACCUCUAAUGAGAGACAUAAAGCUGGUUCUUAUUUUUUCCAAACAAAUUUCCAAAUGUCAUUCCUCCCCCCCCCCAUUUCAACAUUUAAAGUUCAUUCACCUACUUUAGCUGACAAGUUAAUUCAUAAAUGAUUAUUCCUUCAUACUUGCAUGCCAGUAAGGCAGCUGAUGGCAUUCUAUAAAGAUUCAAUAUUUUUAAACCAUGAACACAUUCACUUUAGCUUCUAUGUGAUGUAGCAUUCAUGUUAACUAGUCAGUGUGCUAAUUAGCUUUGGUCAUCGAAAUGCUCCCCAAGAGGCAUAAUACAAGAACCAUACAGAUAUCCAUACAAAAACAUUAUAAAGUUAGAUUAUUUACAUAAAAUGGAAUGACUCCUAAAUAGCCAAAAUGACAAUAAAAAAAUUGAUGAGGUAAAGUAUUAAUAAUAAUAACUUGUAGCUUGUUUUUAUCAGCUGGCAUGCAAAUGAAUUGGUGAUACUUCAUUUAAGCAAGAUGAAAGUGGGAGUGGGGAAGUGUUAAAAGCAGGAUUGGAACUUGACCGAUUUCUGAAGUCAACAAUAAGUUUAGCGCUUAUAAUCGUGAAUCUCCUGAUACCUUGACCAGAUUAUUAUUAUUGUUAUUAUUUACAGGAAGUUCAUGUCACUUCCUCUGUAUAUAAAUAUAAACUGCUAUUUGAGUUAUUUUUGGUUUUGUUUAUUAGUCGAAUAUUUAAUAUUUGUUAAAUAUUUUCCUUUAAAACCUAUACGCACAUGCAAACACUGCUGUUUGUCUCUCUGUUGAUAGCGAUGCCACAGUGAUGAGGUGAAGGGCUUUAACUCAGCAGGGACAUUGUGCGUUCACACACUAUUGUUCAGGUGUUUUAGUACUUAUAUCUGUUUUUACUUUUCUAUUAAAACUGUCUUAAAUAAUGCAUCCAUAGUGCACUAGCCCUAAUGAAUGCAGUAAUCUCCUUUCACUGGAGAUCUAGUGCACUGUUGACACUGAUGAAGUUUCUAUAUGGACUUCAAUUGCCCCCUGAACCACAGGUUUCAUAAACUUUUCAACUAGGAGCUUAGUUGUUUUACUGAGUGAGCAUACAAAUCUGCAGAACGGGGUGGAACGUGCUCUUCUGUAUACAGCUGAUCAUAUACUAGCUUUACAAAAUAGAAACCUUGUGCUUGGAUUUGAAUCUCUGGUUCCUCAGACUUUUACCAGACAUUCUGGUCAUUUGUGAUGGUUCUGGAAAUAAUUGAUUCCUUGGACAGUUUGAAAACCUUUGGUUUCUCAGGUAGAUCCAAAUCUAUGUGGUUCUGGUUAGUGACCAGGUUAACAGAUUGUUGUUUUGCUUUUUUAUUUUUAUUGAUUUAAAGAAAACAAUCUGAAUAACUGAAUCAGCCAUGUGUGAUUUAAAGAAAGGUUUUAGAUCCGUGUGAGUAAAACUGCCUUCAAUUUCUCAGGAAUUACAAAGCAAUGCACUGAAGAGAGUAUGUAAAUGAGAAUGCAAAUGAAUAUGCAAAAAGAGUGGUGGAUAUUGUUGUCCUUUGUUUAUUUUUGUGGAAGAAAGAUAAUAUAAUAUUUGAAAUUCUUAAAUGGAUAAUUAUAGAAAUCUAUAUGAUAUAGAAUUAUAGUUUAUUACACAGAUAUGGGUGUUAAUGGGGCAAUCUAACAUUUCUAACACUGUUAAUAAGCACAGAUAAUUGAAUGCUGUACAUUUUCUGUGGUGUAAAAAUACAUGUUCAAUAAACACAGAAUAUUCUAGUA
Molecule: messenger RNA, 4302 nt
Organism: Silurus meridionalis
Lineage: Eukaryota; Metazoa; Chordata; Actinopteri; Siluriformes; Siluridae
Gene: zbtb7b
Product: zinc finger and BTB domain containing 7B
Exons: 3
Coding region: 189-1718 (509 amino acids)
Biological process (GO): regulation of transcription by RNA polymerase II; positive regulation of gene expression
Molecular function (GO): DNA-binding transcription factor activity, RNA polymerase II-specific; protein binding; RNA polymerase II cis-regulatory region sequence-specific DNA binding
Source: RefSeq, a predicted model, not a curated record